AUGGUUCAUACAUGUGAAAUGAUAUUUCUUUUUGAUCUCGAUGGUACUUUAACUGAACCUAAAAAAACUAUUAAACCAGAACAUUGGAAAUUUUGGAAAGAAAUUUCUAAAACACAUACAUUGGGACUUGUUGGCUCUUCUGGUAUCAACAAUAUUUUAAAACAAAUGAAUGUUUCUGAAGAAGAAUUAUCAACAAUAUUUCCCUAUAUUUUUAGUGAAAAUGGUUUGGAUGGUAGAAUAAAUGGUCAUCCAAUACCAAAACAAUCAUUACUUAAGUUUUUAGGUGAAGAAAAGUAUCAAAAUCUUGUAAAUUAUGUUUUAAAUAUGUUUUCUGAGAUUAAAUUACCAAAAAAAAGGAGUCAUUUUAUAGACCUUCGUCAUGGUUUGGUUAAUAUUUCACCUAUUGGAAGAGAUUGUACUUAUCAGGAAAGAGAAGAAUUUAUGGAAUAUGAUAAGAAAAAUAAUAUUCGUACUAAUAUUGUUAAUCGUUUGAAAGAAAAUUUUCAACAUUAUGGUUUAGACUUUGUUCUUGGUGGUCAAAUAUCAAUAGAUAUUUUUCCUAAUGGAUGGGACAAACGUUUUUGUCUUAAUUAUUUAGAAGGAAAAUUUUCAAAAAUAUAUUUUUUUGGUGAUAAAACAUUUCCAGGUGGUAAUGAUUAUGGUAUAUGUUCUGAUGAUAGAACAAUCGCCCACACUGUUACUGGUCCCAUUGAUACAAUACUACAAGUACAAAAAAUUAUUAAUAACAUUUAUUUACAAUAA
Messenger RNA from Strongyloides ratti, 762 nucleotides. RefSeq names its product Probable phosphomannomutase. Gene Ontology annotation, molecular function: phosphomannomutase activity. Gene Ontology annotation, biological process: mannose metabolic process; GDP-mannose biosynthetic process; protein N-linked glycosylation. NCBI's taxonomy places the organism in Eukaryota, Metazoa, Nematoda, Chromadorea, Rhabditida, Strongyloididae. Gene Ontology annotation, cellular component: cytosol. The transcript is spliced from 2 exons. The record is from RefSeq and is a predicted model, not a curated record. The coding region runs from base 1 to 762 and encodes 253 amino acids.